Sander lucioperca (pikeperch) is the source of this 5378-nucleotide messenger RNA. Its product is annotated as protein mono-ADP-ribosyltransferase PARP14-like. Gene Ontology annotation, biological process: negative regulation of gene expression. Gene Ontology annotation, cellular component: cytoplasm; nucleus. Lineage: Eukaryota; Metazoa; Chordata; Actinopteri; Perciformes; Percidae. Bases 353 to 4495 code for a protein of 1380 amino acids. Gene Ontology annotation, molecular function: NAD+ poly-ADP-ribosyltransferase activity; transcription corepressor activity. The record is from RefSeq and is a predicted model, not a curated record. The transcript has 14 exons.
UCAAACAAGCUCUGACAAACCCACUGCCCAUUGUUAGUUUAGGAUUUAAAUUUAAUCAUAUGAAACCAAAAUGUGCGAAAUGGUGUCAUCAUCAUAAUUGAUGGAAUAGUUACCCUUACCUACCCUUAUCACUACAUUACAGUACCACUGACCACAGUAUGGUAAAAGUAAACAUUAACUAGGUAGGUCAUUGGGUGUGUCUAAUUGCAAACAUGUAAUCAUGACGUGAGGUGAAGUGAGUUAAGUGAAAGUGAAACUAACAAAUUCAGAUGAGAUUGUUCACGGAACAGCCAUGGUGGUGUACUAAGAAGUGCCAUACUUAAAGGUUUUUAAGUUGAGAACUGUAGGUAAAAUGGAUGAAUACCAACAUGCGUUGUUCUUUGAAGCGAAAGAUCUGAAAGACAGAGACAAGGAGAAAAUCAGGAGGCACUUUCAAAAAAGACGGGAUUCUGGGGGAGGGGAUUGUGGAAUGAUUGAAAAGGCUGGAGGCAACACCUAUAAAAUCUGUUUCAAGGAAAAAGAAGACCAGGAAAGGGUUUUGCAGAGGAAGUUUCACAGCAUCUCCCUUCCUUCUGGAGAACUACGUCUGACUGUGAGCCGAACUAAUUCACCACUUGAUCAGCCAUCCACUAGUCAAUCACAGACAUUCACAAAAGCAAACACAAAAGGCCUUGAGAAGAUUUUCCAGCUGGAUAUUUUCCUCCUGUAUUUCCUGAGAGACAACCUUAAAGCACAUAAAGUCUUACAGAAGCAACUCUCUUCUAUCGGCUGCACAGUGGAGUUGGAUUUUGAUAAGGAGGAGGCAGUGGUUAGGGGGGAUAUUGAGAAGGGGCCUGGAGGAUCCUUUGGUGCUGCAGAGAAAUGGGAGAUACAGGUGGAUAAGGUCUUAAUCUAUCUUACUGAGACCUACCUUUGCUAUCACGUGGUUGAGCCAAAAAAAAUCAAAAUCCUACUGCAGAACCCCUCCUUGGUGACCGACAAUAUCAAAGUGUACACGGAGAGCGGCUAUGCAGUAGUUGUGGGAGAAGUUGAGGCUGUAAAUGAGAGGAUUGCAAUCCUGGAGAAGAGCCUGCCAACCCGGAAAGAAUUACCAAUUGUGAAGAAGAAAUUCAAACUGGUAGAAGAAGAGUUUAGUCGAGAAAUGCGUGCACAUUACCCAGAUGUUAAAAUCAUAUUAGGCAGCGGCAUGAUCAUCUUGGAGGGCCCUGACAAGGAGGUGCAGUCAGGAGCUACGAAACUUGAUGAACUAAUCAAAAAUGUAAAGGAAAAGAGAGUUAAGCUCUGCCCAGCUUUAAUGACCUUUAUAACAUCCAGCUGUGUCAUCUCAAAGUACCAGGCUCGCUUCCAGCAGAGCCUCAGAAAUCCUGUUUCCCUAGAGGUGGUGUCAGAUCUAGUCCUGUCCAGUUUGUCCUCUGAUGCCCUGGAUGAGGCUGAGGCAGCAGUGCAGAGAGAUCUUACUGUGGCCAAUGUGCCGCUGCAGGGAGCUGCAGCUGUACCUCCAGAUCUAGACAGAGUGAAGGAAAUCCUCAUUAAAGCCAAGAACAAGGCAAACUCUCGAGAGCUCAGAGUGGAUGUCAGCUUCAUCCCAGGAACUGCAACCAUCAAGGUACAACUUGUGGGCUACAGUGAAAAUGUGAACAAGCUCAAAGAGGUUCUGCAUGACUACCAGAUGAACCAAGUCGAGACACAAGAAGUGCUGAACCUACCGCAUCCUGAACUGCUCGACUGUUUUGAUAAAAUUUUAGGACUGAUUGGCAUGAAGCAAACCAAGGUGACCUUAAAAGCCUCACAUUUGCCAUACCCUUGUGUGCUUGUGUCUGGUCCCCGUUGUCUGGUCCAGGAGACCCAGCAGGCUCUAAUCUCAGCACUAGCCAGUCUGACGUCAGACACUCUGGUUCUAGAUGGACCGGGGGCUCAGCGGUACUUCCAAGCAGAGGGUAAAGUAGGCAAGGAGCUGGUCGAGACCUCCUGUCAUGUUAUUGUCAGAGAACAGCAAGGUGUGCACUCCUCAAAUGCAAAAAUUAAACCACGAAGCAUCACCUGCCCCAGCACCAGCAGCUUCACAGUCCGACCCAUGCCCAGAUUGCGCAGCAGCACUGUUGGAAGUAUUGUGGUCAACAAGACAAGUCUGAAGAUCAGCCUUGGCAGUUUGGUGGAUGAGCAGGUGCAUGUGUUGGUGGUUCCCAUGCUCAACAGGCAGCUAACUUCUACUAAUAUUGGUAAAUGCCUGUUGAAUAAAGCCGGGAACGCAAUCAAGUCAAAGUUUGACUUUAUGGCAGCGAAUUGUACCCUAGUCCCUGGUGAUGUUCUGCAGGUUGAUGCGCCUCCAUCUCUGGGCUGCUCCAAGCUCUUCUUCAUUGAGUGCUUGCCAUGGGAUGGAGUCAGAGGGCAGAGUGUGCAGGUGCUUGGUAAUGGGCUGAAGAAGUGUUUGGACCUCUGUGUACAGCUGGGCUUGUGCUCAGUGGCAUUUCCAGUUAUCGGACCUGGAGUUGUUUUAAAAUACCCGCUGAGAGAAGCCAUUCAAGUGCUGACUGAGAACAUUUGCCAGUUUGGAUUAUCUGCAUCAUCUGGGUCUCUCUCCACCAUCCACAUUGUCAUUAAACCAGACUAUCCUGACUCUGAGGAGUGCUACCAUGAUGUCAACAGACACCUCAGCUCAAAUAUGAACCAGGGAGGCCAAGCAAUCUUCAGGUCCCUCACUAGUGAUCUUGAUGACAUCACAAUGACAGUGGGAAGUAGGGUUAAACUACAGCUGGUGUUUGGGGACAUCACUAAUGAGGUUACAGAUGCUGUUGUGAACUCGACCGACUUUGUUAACUUUCAAAACGAUGGUGUGUGCAAAGACAUCUUAACCCUAGCUGGACCAGAGGUGGAGGCUGAACUUAGAGCAGGAAAAGCGAAUCGAGGAGACAUUUUUGUGUCCCAGGCUGGAUUGUUCCCCUGUAAAGCCAUUUUCCAUGUCUGUGGGGAAAAGGAUGCUGUCAUCAUCCAACAGCUGGUGUGUCACAUUGUUGAAUAUUGUGAAUCGUACGAGUUGAAGUCUGUCGCCAUUCCUGCCAUUUGUGCUGGAGCUGGUGGGUUGGACCCUGGUGUCGUGGCAAGUGCCAUCCUCCAAGGGAUCAAGGCAGCCACGUCGUCCACUCCUCUUUACUUUCUCACUGACAUCCGCCUCGUCCUGAUUAAGAUCAAUGUCUUCUUGGCUUUUAAAGAUGAAGCAAUGCAAAUGUUUUCCACUGCUGUAAUAAACAGAGUGCCAGUACCUCAGUUGCCUCAUGUACUACUACAACAACAACAACAACAGCCCCCUUUGUCUGUGAGCGCAGACCUAAGCAUCCUCCGUAUUAGCUCCGCAAGUCAGCAGUCUGUCUUCCUGUUCUUGGGUCUCUCAAGAAAGGAUGUUGACGAUGCCAUGACAAAGCUGAAGGAUCUGUAUCAGGCUCAGUGCUCCACUCAAACCUUCAAAAAGGAAGAGCUGGAAGGCCUCACCCAGGACGACAUGCAGAUUCUGAUGCAGCUGGUGGAGACCCAUGGUCUGUACGUGCAGAAGGACCAGUCUGGCCAGGGCACCUUAACAGUGAGCGGGUUAAAAGAUGGGGUCAACCAGGUGAUGCAGCUGAUUAACAUCUGUCUGCACGGUUCUCUCAGAAGAGAGGUGAGAGUCAGAGAGGAGGAGGAUCUGUACAACCGUGUGUCUUGGUGCAUCCUGGGACAUAGUGGCAACUGGGAGCGACUCCCCAAAACAGCAAAUCACAACCUGGAGAAUAAUGAUGUAGCAGGAGGGAUAGUGGACGCACAAAGAAUCCAGUGGAGUGUAAAUCUGCAGAGGAUGGAGGCCACGGGACCAUUACCUGGGCACACGGCGAAGCUGAAACGACUUGAGAAUCUUUCAGACUUCACUCUUCCUCUGUACUGGGACAACAUGGCUGCCGGUGAAUCUUUGAAGGUGGUUGCACUACAGCCGUCGUCUGCAGAAUACCGGACAGUGAAGGAGGCCUUCAAACGAACUGUCCAGAAGACUGUUUUGAAGAUCGAGCGCGUGCAGAAUGUCCAUCUGCGACGUGCCUAUGAAGGGCAGAAGAAGCAACUUUCUGAUAAAAACAAUCAGCUGGGAGGAGCAAGUGAAAAGCUUCUGUAUCACGGGACGACCCACGACAACUGUGACUCUAUCAUGAAAACCGGGUUCAACAGGCGCUUUUCUGGGCAGAAUGCAACUGCAUACGGUCACGGAACCUACUUUGCGGUAAACGCCAGCUACUCAGCCAACCCCACCUACUCCAAGCCAGCUGCUGAUGGUUCUGCAUUAAUUUUCGUGGCCCUAGUCCUGACAGGAAUCUACACUCUGGGCCAAAGCGACAUGAGGGUCCCUCCUCCUCGCAGUGACCAGCAGCCCCAUGACCGCUUCGACAGUGUGGUGGACAAAAUAGACAACCCCAACAUGUAUGUUGUGUUCCAUGAUAACCAAGCGUACCCAGACUAUCUUAUCACCUUUAAGUGACUAUGAGGGACAAAUUAAGUGUAGAACUAUACUGAAAGUCUUCAUAAUAAAUAAUAAUAAAUAAAUUCUUAAUUAUAUUUUUGGGUAUGUUUACUUAAAGUUAUAGUUGCACAGUAUGUAAUAGUAGAGUAGGCUAAGUAAAAUGAAAUUUGAACAUAAAUCUUUAGUAUUUGAUGAUGAAGUGAAAUAUCUCAGAAUUGUUUCCCAGUAUAUGUCAAACUUAACUUUAACUGCCUGGGUGCGCGCAGGGCUGGUUCUCCAGGAAUGAGGAUGUUUUGCUGAUGCACUUUAGUUUUUUUAGAUGAGAAGAUGUACUGUUCACAGCUUUUGAGACCGUUUUGAAAUCACAGCUUAACUGCCAAUCAUCUAAGCAUUAAUAAAAUGUGUCAAAUCAUUUAUGGUGUCUCUAUGAAGUUUUAGACUUUUGUUGCUCAUGAAGUAAUGACGGCACUAUGACAACCAGUUAUAACCACACUGACACAUCAUUUAUUGUCACAAAAUUAUGCAGUUGUUAGUCUUUUAUUUGGUUAAUAUUUGCAUUUGUUCUUGUACAAAGAAAAAAUGGUAAGAAACGAUCGAUAUAAAGAGGUGGAAAAAGCUAUUUAUGGUACUCAAGGAAAAACAUUGAUACUCAAGUUUAAUAGUUGCAUAGUUGGAAUACAUUUUGAAAAUGAAGUUGAAGCUGCAUUAAUCAAUAUUUAGUUUAUUAAAUGAAAAAUAGCAUGAAAUGGGUUGCUCAUCUUUCAUACCCAGAAAAAAUUGUGUCAGCUUGUUUUUUGUGUAAUUCUGCCACCGAAUGGCAAAAAAAUUGAUUAAUGCAGCUUUAAAGGGAGACAUUUUGGAGACAGAUAUACUCACUCUGUACUUAAAUUAAUUAACCUUU